CAUCCCCUCGACGAGAUUUCUUUUCUUCUCUUUCUAUGUUCCUCCUCCUGCGCUGAAGCAGCAGAAAGACCCCUUAUCCCUCCCGCUCUCUCAUCUUUCUCAAAGGAGUCUUGGAGGCUGCUGAUGCUACGAUAGAGUGAAUAUCCUUGCCAUACUGUCCCCGAGAGGACCUUUUCCCUCCACAUCCAUCCCCACACAGUUUCCCCAAAUGCCACACACCGCCGGUCACGAGGAGGUAGCACUCCCUACGAGUCCCUUGUCUGGAGGAGCUGUUUCCUAUAACAAGAUCACUAAGGAAUUGCAACCACUCCCCUCAAUGGAUGCCAACAGUGGCGCCGUGAUCCCCCCAGCCUCGUCUCGAGUGCGAGGCAGCAGCGGGAAGCUGUUCGCCCUCGAGCUCGAGGAUGGCACAGUCUACCAGGGUUACAGCUUUGGUGCUGAGAAGAGCGUGGCAGGAGAGUUGGUUUUCCAGACUGGCAUGGUAGGAUACCCGGAGUCGGUGACUGACCCCUCCUACCGCGGCCAGAUUCUGGUCGUCACUUUCCCCCUGGUGGGCAACUAUGGUGUCCCCUCUCGGGAGACCAUGGACGAGUUGUUGAAGACAUUACCGAAAUACUUCGAAUCUACCGAGAUUCAUAUUGCCGCACUCGUCGUUGCCACAUACGCCGGAGAGGACUACUCGCAUUUCCUUGCCGAGUCCUCCCUGGGACAAUGGCUGAAGGAACAAGGCGUCCCUGCUAUGCACGGUGUCGACACCCGUGCCCUGACAAAGCGUAUCCGUCAGAAGGGGAGCAUGCUUGGCCGCAUGUUGCUCCAGAAGUCCGAUGAGACAUUGGAGGAAGCUCCAGUAGACAAGGACAGCUGGAGGUCGUACUUCGAGCAGACCGAGUGGAUUGACCCAAAUAAGAAGAACCUUGUGAGCGAGGUCUCUAUCCGGGAACCACGCCUUUUCUCCCCUCCUGAGAAUGUUGCCCUUAAACAUCCUUCGGGUCGUCCAGUCCGCGUUCUGUGCUUGGAUGUAGGCCUGAAAUUCAACCAGCUGCGCUGCCUGCUUGCUCGUGGCGUUGAAGUCCUGGUCGUUCCUUGGGAUUAUGAUUUCCCUACUCUUGCUGGCAAGGAUUAUGAUGGUCUGUUUGUUUCCAACGGCCCUGGUGACCCAGCAACACUGGCCACUACCGUCAACAACCUAUCCAAGACUAUCAAGGAGGCGCGGACUCCCGUUUUCGGAAUCUGUUUGGGUCAUCAAUUGAUCGCCCGCUCUGUCGGUGCCCAGACCUUGAAGAUGAAGUUCGGUAACCGUGGCCACAAUAUCCCUUGCACUAGUAUGGUGUCCGGAAAGUGUCACAUCACUUCUCAGAACCAUGGUUAUGCCGUUGAUUCCGCGAGCCUUCCCGAACACUGGGAAGAGUUAUUUGUGAAUGCCAAUGAUGGCAGUAACGAGGGUAUCAGACACACUAGCCGUCCCUUCUUCAGUGUUCAAUUCCACCCGGAGAGCACUCCCGGUCCCAGAGAUACCGAGUACUUGUUCGAUGUGUUCAUCAACAGCGUCAAGGAGACCCUGGUUUCCCCAGAAGCCAUCAACAAGCCUGUGUCUUUCCCCGGUGGCACCAUUGAAGAGAACAUCAAGGCUUCUCCUCGUGUCUCAGUCAAGAAGGUCCUGAUUUUGGGAAGUGGUGGUCUUAGCAUUGGCCAAGCUGGAGAAUUCGACUACUCUGGAAGUCAGGCUAUCAAGGCUUUGAAGGAAGAAGGAAUUUACACUAUCUUGAUCAACCCUAACAUUGCCACCAUUCAGACCUCCAAGGGCUUGGCGGACAAGGUGUACUUCCUUCCAGUGAACGCAGACUUCGUGCGAAAGGUGAUCAAGCACGAGCGGCCCGAUGCUAUCUACGUGACAUUCGGUGGCCAGACCGCAUUGCAGGUCGGUAUCCAGCUCAAGGAUGAGUUUGAGUCCCUAGGUGUCAAGGUUCUCGGUACCCCAAUUGACACCAUCAUCACCACUGAGGAUCGUGAACUCUUCGCACGUAGCAUGGAUUCCAUCAACGAGAAGUGUGCCAAGUCUGCCUCGGCUUCGAACCUCGAGGAGGCUCUUGGCGUUGUAGAGAACAUUGGAUUCCCUGUCAUUGUCCGUGCGGCUUAUGCUCUCGGAGGUCUGGGCAGUGGUUUCGCUGAUAAUAUGGAUGAACUGAAGGAACUUUGCACAAAGGCUUUUGCCGCCAGUCCCCAGGUCUUGAUUGAGAGGAGUAUGAAGGGUUGGAAGGAAAUUGAGUACGAGGUGGUUCGUGAUGCCAGAGACAACUGUAUCACCGUCUGUAAUAUGGAAAAUUUCGACCCUCUUGGUAUCCAUACUGGUGAUUCCAUUGUCGUUGCCCCGUCGCAGACCCUUUCCGAUGAAGACUACAACAUGCUGCGUACCACCGCUGUUAACGUUAUCCGUCAUCUUGGCGUUGUUGGAGAGUGUAAUAUCCAAUAUGCUCUGAACCCGUUCUCGAAGGAGUACUGUAUCAUUGAGGUGAAUGCUCGUCUGUCAAGAUCUUCCGCUCUCGCCUCAAAGGCUACCGGUUAUCCUCUUGCCUUUAUUGCAGCCAAGCUUGGUUUGGGUAUUCCUCUGAACGAAAUUAAGAACUCUGUCACCAAGGUCACCUGCGCUUGUUUCGAGCCUUCUCUGGACUACUGUGUGGUCAAGAUCCCCCGCUGGGAUCUCAAGAAGUUCACUCGUGUCUCUACCCAGCUUGGCUCUUCCAUGAAGAGUGUUGGAGAGGUUAUGAGCAUCGGAAGAACCUUCGAGGAAGCAAUUCAGAAAGCCAUUCGCUCCGUCGAUUUCCAUAACCUCGGUUUCAACGAAACUAGCGCCCUUAUGUCCAUCAAGGGUGAAUUGCAAACUCCUUCUGACCAGCGCCUGUUCGCCAUCGCCAACGCCAUGGCCGCUGGCUACAGCGUCGAUGACAUCUGGAAAUUGACUCAGAUUGACAAGUGGUUUCUCAGCAGGCUCAAGGGCCUUAGUGACUUUAGCAAGCUUAUGACUACCUAUAACGCUACCUCUGUUCCCAGGCCUCUUAUCCGACAGGCAAAGCAGCUGGGUUUCUCCGAUCGUCAACUUGCUAAGUUCCUUAGCUCCAACGAGCUCGCCAUCCGUCGCAUGCGUGUUGAGGCUGGCAUAAUUCCCAUUGUCAAGCAGAUUGAUACCGUUGCUGCUGAGUUCCCCUCAGUUACUAACUAUCUGUAUCUCACUUACAAUGCCUCUGAGCACGAUGUUGCCUUCGAUGACAAGGGUAUCAUGGUCCUGGGAUCUGGUGUCUACAGAAUUGGUUCGUCUGUUGAGUUCGAUUGGUGCUCUGUCCGCACUAUCCGUACUCUCCGCGAACAGGGCCAUAAGACUGUCAUGGUCAACUAUAACCCGGAAACCGUCAGUACGGACUACGAUGAGGCCGAUCGGUUGUACUUCGAGAACAUCAAUCUGGAGACUGUUUUGGAUAUCUACCAGCUCGAAUCUUCUAGCGGUGUCAUCAUCUCCAUGGGUGGUCAGACUCCGAACAAUAUUGCCCUGCCUCUGCACCGUCUUAAUGUUCGCAUCUUGGGAACCUCUCCUGAGAUGAUUGAUGGAGCUGAGAACAGAUACAAGUUCUCGCGCAUGCUUGAUCGUAUCGGUGUGGAUCAGCCUUCCUGGAAAGAGCUCACUAGCAUCGAGGAAGCGACCACCUUCUGUGACAAGGUUGGCUAUCCAGUGCUUGUCCGGCCCUCUUAUGUGCUUUCGGGAGCUGCCAUGAACACUGUCUACUCUGAGCACGAUCUUGCCAGCUAUCUCAACCAAGCCGCUGAGGUUUCCCGUGACCAUCCUGUUGUCAUCACCAAGUAUAUUGAGAAUGCUAAGGAAAUCGAAAUGGAUGCCGUGGCGCUUAAUGGUACCAUGGUUGGGCAUUUCAUCUCCGAGCACGUCGAGAACGCUGGUGUCCACUCUGGUGAUGCUACGUUGAUCUUGCCCCCGCAGGAUCUAGACCCAGAGACAGUCCGACGCAUCGAGGAAGCCACCAGGAAGAUCGGUAAUGCCCUUAAUGUCACCGGUCCUUACAACAUCCAAUUCAUUGCAAAGGAUAAUGACAUUAAGGUCAUUGAAUGUAACGUCAGAGCAUCCCGUUCCUUCCCAUUCGUUUCGAAGGUCAUGGGUGUUGAUCUGAUCGAGAUGGCCACCAAAGCUAUGAUCGGUGUUCCAUUCGCCGAGUAUCCUCCAGUGAGCGUUCCCAAGGAUUACGUUGGCGUGAAGGUUCCUCAAUUCUCCUUCUCUCGGCUUUCUGGAGCGGACCCUGUCCUGGGUGUUGAGAUGGCCUCCACCGGUGAAGUUGCUUCUUUCGGUCGUGACAAGUACGAAGCUUAUCUCAAGGCACUUCUCUCCACCGGCUUCCGUCUCCCGAAGCGCAACGUGCUGUUCUCCAUCGGUUCUUACAAGGAGAAGCUUGAGAUGUUACCGUCAAUCCGUAAGCUUCAUCAGAUUGGGUUCAACCUCUUUGCCACCGCUGGUACCGCAGACUUCCUGAAGGAGAACGGCGUCCCAGUCAAGUACCUCGAGAUCCUUCCAGGCCAGGAGGAGGACAUCAAGUCCGAAUACUCGCUCACCCAACACUUGGCAAACAACCUUAUCGACCUUUACAUUAACUUGCCGUCUAGCAACCGAUUCCGGCGUCCCGCCAACUACAUGAGUAAGGGUUAUCGCACCCGUCGAAUGGCUGUUGACUACCAGACCCCCUUGGUCACCAACGUUAAGAAUGCUAAGAUCUUGAUCGAAGCGAUUGCUCGCCACUACGACCUGCAUGUGCAGACCAUUGAUUACCAGACUAGCCACCGCACUGUCACCCUUCCUGGCUUGAUCAACAUUGCCGCCUUUGUGCCCGGCCUUAUGACCCCUGGCUCCGAGGACUUCGAGCUCGUGACAAAGGCUUCUAUGGCCGCUGGCUUCAGUAUGGUACGCAUCAUGCCUGUGGGUGUCGAUGCUUCGGUCACCGAUGCUCGCGCAUUGAAGGUUGCCCAGCAGAAUGCUCAGGAUGCUUCCUUCUGCGAUUUCAACUUCUCCAUUGUGGCAACUUCGACCAACUCCGACCAAAUUGGUCAGGUGACUGGAGACGUGGGUUCUUUGUUCAUUCCUUUCAACCAUCUUUCUGGCAAUAUCAGUAAGGUCGCAGCUGUCACUAGUCACUUCAGCGCUUGGCCAUCCAGCAAGCCAAUUAUCACUGAUGCUAAGUCUACUGAUCUGGCCUCUGUCCUCUUGUUGGCAAGCCUCCACAGCCGCAAUAUCCACGUUAUGAGUGUGACUUCCAAGGAGGACAUCAACCUCAUUGCGCUCAGCAAGGAGAAGGGACUUAAGGUGACUUGCGACGUUUCUGUCUUCUGUCUCUUCCUCUCUCGUGAAGAUUUCCCUGAAUGCAGCUUCUUGCCUUCCGCUGAAGACCAGAAGGCCCUCUGGGAACACCUCAGCACAAUUGAUGUCUUCUCCAUUGGUAGCAUUCCGUUCCAGCUUGCUGGUGAGAAGGCUUCUCCAGUGGUCGGUAUCGCCGAAACCCUACCAUUGCUCUUCACUGCGGUAUCAGAGGGUCGUUUGACCGUCCAAGACGUCAUUACCCGCCUGUACGAGAACCCCAAGAAGAUUUUCGAGCUGCACGAUCAGGUCGACUGUUCGGUGGAGGUCGAAAUCGACCGUCCGUAUCUGUUCCAGAGCGCCCACGCUUGGUCUCCUAUCAGCGGCAAGAACGUGAGAGGAUCUGUCCAGCGGGUUAUCUUCCAAGGCAAGACGUCCUGCCUCGACGGCGAGAUCACAUCAGAUGCUCCAAAGGGAACGGAUAUGUCUAGCCACCGCAUCGUUCCUGCAUCUCCUUCUGUCAAGGCUAUGUCUCCCCUGGUUCAAGCACGGCCGGAGCCUCUCGAUGGGCGGCUUUCGGUUGCGGGCACUCCUGCUCGCCCAUCACGCCGGGCUUUAGAUCACGCCCCAGCUGUUGGUGAACUUGGACCCCCCCUCUACUCCACCGUUCCACAGGCCUCGUCUCCUCUGCUUGAGAUGUUGUCGCGGUCGACCUUCAGAAUGAAACAUGUCCUCUCUGUCGGCCAAUUCAAUCGUGCCGACUUACACUUGCUCUUCACUGUGGCCCAGGAAAUGCGUCUUGGAGUUCAGCGUCAGGGCGUUCUUGACGUUCUGAAGGGCCGUGUCCUGUGCACUCUCUUCUAUGAACCUUCCACGAGAACUUCGGCUUCCUUCGAUGCUGCUAUGCAACGCCUUGGAGGACGCACCAUUGCCAUCUCGACGGAGCAUUCGUCUACGAAGAAGGGUGAGACUCUGCAAGAUACUCUCCGCACCCUCGGCUGCUACGGAGACGCUGUCGUCUUGCGCCACCCUGAUCCCACCAGCACUGAAGUCGCUGCCAAGUUCUCUCCUGUUCCUGUCAUUAACGGUGGAAAUGGAAGUGUGGAGCAUCCCACCCAGGCUUUCCUUGAUCUUUUCACUAUUCGUGAAGAGCUGGGUACCGUCACUGGCUUGACCAUCACCUUCACCGGUGACCUGAGGUAUGGACGCACUGUCCAUUCUCUCAUUAAGUUACUCCAGUUCUAUGAUGUGCGGGUGCAGCUCGUCGCUCCCAAGGAUCUGUCCUUGCCGGAAGAGGUCCGUCAGCAAAUUAUUGCAUCCGGCCAGCUGAUCGUGGAGUCUGAAGAGCUGACUCCGGAGAUUGUCGCCCACUCCGACGUUCUGUACUCCACGCGCGUGCAGAAGGAACGCUUCGCCGACUUGGAGCAGUACGAGCGCCUCAAGAACAGCUUCGUCAUUGACAAUGCUCUGCUCAAGCACGCGAAGAGCCACAUGGUUGUGAUGCACCCGUUGCCUAGGAAUGCAGAGAUUGCGGAGGAAGUUGACUUCGACCAGCGGGCGGCCUAUUUCAGACAGAUGAGAUAUGGCCUCUACUGUCGCAUGGCUUUGCUUGCAUUGAUUAUGGCGCCUUAGGUCAUCUACUAUUUUAAGAAGAGGGAACCGUACGAACUCCAUGGUAUUCUUGUCAUGGAUAGCGACCUCGAUUAUUCUUUGGCUUGCGUUUUGUUUCUUUUUCCAGCGUUCGAUUGUGUCACCAAAAGUUAUGCCUUGUCAUUACAGAAUACCGCGUAGGCUUUUUAGAAAACGCCCGCAUAGAUUAGAUGAAUUCCCUUCCAUAAUCAUGACGAUUCCGUUAUGUGUUAUGUAUGAUGUAUUAUGUAUUAUGUGUGUGCUUUGUGAUGUUUACGUGGGGUGUGUGUGUUAUGUGUGUUUUGUGUGUUUUGU
Molecule: messenger RNA, 7288 nt
Organism: Aspergillus alliaceus
Lineage: Eukaryota; Fungi; Ascomycota; Eurotiomycetes; Eurotiales; Aspergillaceae
Product: bifunctional carbamoylphosphate synthetase/aspartate transcarbamylase
Exons: 3
Coding region: 209-6976 (2255 amino acids)
Biological process (GO): L-glutamine metabolic process; UTP biosynthetic process; L-citrulline biosynthetic process
Cellular component (GO): cytosol; cytoplasm
Molecular function (GO): metal ion binding; aspartate carbamoyltransferase activity; dihydroorotase activity
Source: RefSeq, a predicted model, not a curated record